Molecule: messenger RNA, 687 nt
Organism: Fraxinus pennsylvanica
Lineage: Eukaryota; Viridiplantae; Streptophyta; Magnoliopsida; Lamiales; Oleaceae
Source: the annotation of a GenBank genome assembly
AUGGAAGCCCCACCUACGCCGGUGGCGCAACCGCAACACUACAGGGUCAGUCAACAUCACAACCCCCGCCGGUACAGCGGAGGGGAGGGCAGCGAUCCGGUUGAAUUGACGAAAGAACCGUCGCAUUCUGACAACAAUAACAGCAACGAAGACAUGUGCGGGUCGGAGCUGAGGGCGCAACUGGAUUGUAACCUAACUUCACUGUGUGACCACAUCCAAUUGGAGGGAUUCAAUAAUGGUGCAUUCUCCGAUGUCAUCGUACACGCCAUGGGCUCAGUCUACCACCUCCAUCGCCUCAUCCUAUCCCGGAGCUCUUACUUCCGAAACAUGCUUCAGGGCCCUUGGAAAGAAGCCAACGCUCCUGUUCUGACCUUGCACGUGGAUGAUACUAAUGUGGAUGGGGAAGCAAUGUCAAUAGCCUUGGCAUAUCUCUAUGGACACCAUCCUAAGCUUAACGAGAAUAAUGCAUUUCGUGUUCUGGCUGUUGCAUCUUUUCUUGAUCUCCAGGAUUUAUGCGCAAUUUGUACGGAUUUCAUAAUAUCUGAAUUAUGGACUUCAAACUUCUUAGCGUAUCAGGUAUUUGCUGAGAACCAAGAUUAUGGUGUACAUGGAGAGCGAGUUAGAAAUGCUUGCUGGGGAUACCUCUGUCAAAGUGGUGCUAGGGAAUUGAAAGAGAACGGAAAUUGA